Messenger RNA from Physeter macrocephalus (sperm whale), 1641 nucleotides. RefSeq names its product low-density lipoprotein receptor-related protein 5. The record is from RefSeq and is a predicted model, not a curated record. Gene Ontology annotation, biological process: bone remodeling; cholesterol homeostasis; adipose tissue development. Gene Ontology annotation, molecular function: Wnt-protein binding; Wnt receptor activity; coreceptor activity. The annotation marks the transcript as partial. Lineage: Eukaryota; Metazoa; Chordata; Mammalia; Artiodactyla; Physeteridae. The transcript is spliced from 3 exons.
AGUGGCUGUGUAGGAAGAUCUCGGCGAACGUUACCUGACAUUACCCGUCCUUGCGAGGAAGCCCCGGGGACCUGGCUGCGCCCCUCUCCUGCCACGGCCACUGCAGGCCCCGUCUCCUCUCCUGCCUCCGGCCUCUAUCCCACUGCUCGUGUGUCCACAGGGGCCGAGGAGGUGCUGCUGCUGGCCCGGCGGACGGACCUGCGGAGGAUCUCGCUGGACACGCCGGACUUCACAGACAUCGUGCUGCAGGUGGAUGACAUCCGGCACGCCAUCGCUAUCGACUACGACCCGCUGGAGGGCUUCGUGUACUGGACGGACGACGAGGUGCGUGCCAUCCGCAGGGCGUACCUGGACGGGUCGGGGGCACAGACGCUGGUCGACACCGAGAUCAACGACCCCGACGGCAUUGCGGUCGACUGGGUGGCCCGCAACCUCUACUGGACGGACACGGGCACCGACCGCAUCGAGGUGACGCGCCUCAACGGCACCUCCCGCAAGAUCCUGGUGUCCGAGGACCUGGACGAGCCCCGCGCCAUCGUGCUGCACCCCGUGAUGGGCCUCAUGUACUGGACAGACUGGGGGGAGAACCCCAAAAUCGAGUGCGCCAACCUGGACGGGCAGGAGCGGCACGUCCUGGUCAACACCUCCCUGGGCUGGCCCAACGGCUUGGCUCUGGACCUGCAGGAGGGGAAGCUGUACUGGGGAGAUGCCAAGACGGACAAAAUCGAGGUGAUCAACAUCGACGGGACAAAGAGGCGGACGCUCCUGGAGGACAAGCUCCCGCACAUUUUCGGGUUCACGUUGCUGGGGGACUUCAUCUACUGGACCGACUGGCAGCGGCGCAGCAUCGAGCGCGUGCACAAGGUCAAGGCGAGCCGGGACGUCAUCAUCGACCAGCUGCCCGACCUGAUGGGGCUCAAGGCCGUGAAUGUGGCCAAGGCCGUCGGUGAGUCGGCUCAGCCUCCAGCCGCGGGUCGGCCAUGCCACAGGCUCGUGGCUGCCCUUUUGGUCCACAGGCAGCCCAGCUGGAGGCCAAAGCUGGGGGUGUAAGUGCCCGGCUGGGGCACCACUCUGGGGCUGAUCAGCACAGGAGAUGGUGAGACUGUGGGUCCGGGACCGGUGGCAUGGGGGUGGGGUAUCGACCAGGCAUGGUGACUGGGCACUGCUGGCAGUAACUGUUCUCACGAUGGCUGACACUUGCGGAGCGCCUGCUGCGUACCAGGCUGUGGCUAAGUGCCUUGGUGCCCGGAGCAGCCCUCUACGCGAAUUACGUUGUGGCCCUAUUCGCGCUGGGGAGAGGGUGGCAGAGCCGUGUAGCUGAUGGGCGGCCAGGCUCGGGACUCAUGCCCGGGUCUGCCUCGACCUUGUGGCUGGGCUGGGCUGUGAUCGUUGUUCAGUGUGACAGGCUGGACCCUCAAGCACACACCUUUUAUCUGAAAGCCAGGAUCUGCAGAAAGCUCCCUUAACACAAGGGUUUGUCUCUUUAUGAAUAUGAUUCCCAGCGCAGGUCGACAGGCUGCCCUGGGGACAGUGGUGUCCAGCUGUGGUGGGAGGACAGAUGGGGGGACGGGACUGUGGGCUCUGUGGCGGCAGGGACCCUGUCCCCAGCCGGGGCCCAGCACCUAGUACUGCACCUACACA